AUGGCGGCCGCGGCUGGGUCGCGCCGCUCGAGGGGGGAGCCCCGGAGCCGCCCCCACCCGGGAGGGGCUUCCUCAACCGAGCGCCCGCCGCCGCCUGCUCUGCGUCCGCACGUGCGCGUCGGCCCCGGCCCCGGAAGCGGAAUCCCGGCGAAGGGGGCGGGCCUUCCGGGGGCGGGCGGAAGCGGGGUACCAGCGGCGGGAAGUUGGGCCGGUGCGAACGGGCAGAGACGCGUGUCCGGCCGCGCUGGCCGGAGAGCCUCCCCGGACAUGGUGCAGCUGCGGCUCUGCAGGGCGGGCGGCGGCCUGGCCGAGUGGGUGCUGGUGGAGCUGCAGGGCCACGUGGAGGCCCGCGACGGGGCCGGCCUGGCGGGGCGCUUGCUGGGGGACCUCCACUUCACCUGCCAGGGCAGGCCGGUGCUGCUGCUGGGCCACCACGUCCUGUACGGGAAGGCGGUGCGGCUGGAGAAGCCCCUGGCCGUCCUCACCAAGGCGGGCCAGGACCCCCACGCCCACUACGUGGCCCGCGCCCUCGUCCGCGAGAAGCUGCUCUUCAAGACCCGCCCGAAGCCCAUCAUCACCCACCUGCCCAAGAAGGCCUGAGCCGGACGGCGGAGAGCGCGGGACCCCCCCCCCCCCCGAACACACAGAGAGACACGCACGCGGGCACAGAGCCCUUCGCCCCCAAGCGGGAACGCAGAUCUUGGGCCUCCAAGAACCAGAGGCUGGAGACUCUGGCCUGGACCAGCCUGACGUGGACUGGCUCCUCUGCCAAGAGGAAACACAUCUGGACUUGCCUUGCCAGAGCGCUGCACCCCCCCCCCACACACACACACACACCUCUCAGGGCCUGGGGUGGCUGCCAAGCCUCUCACCCGUGCCAAGGAACCUCCCCAGAACCCAUUCUUGUGCCGCCAAGAGUGGCCAUGAAGCAGGCAGGAGGACUUUGGAGGGAGAGGAACCUGCUGGCAGGAAAGCCCAGGAGGCCCGUCUUUUCUUCCACUCUCUCCCUUUCCCAACAGCCCUCUCUCUGCUGCUCUUGGGAGCACCCGAGAGGACCCAAACAAGCACACAGCUGUCUUAACAAGAUAUUUUAUUGUAACAAACGUAGAAUACAAAAAAAAAAUCCUUGACAUUUUCAAAAAAUACAAAAAAGGUAUAAAAUAAAUAAGUUUACAAAUAA
This is a messenger RNA of Sphaerodactylus townsendi, 1180 nucleotides long. Its product is annotated as chromosome transmission fidelity protein 8 homolog. Lineage: Eukaryota; Metazoa; Chordata; Lepidosauria; Squamata; Sphaerodactylidae. The record is from RefSeq and is a predicted model, not a curated record. The transcript has 4 exons. Bases 1 to 600 code for a protein of 199 amino acids.